AUGAAUGACGCAUCCCUGGAUGACGGUGAGGAGAGCCACAGCAUUGAAGACCUCCUGCGGGCUUUGGAAAGACACCGUGUCGAAUGCGAGCAAGCUGGCAGGUACGAAGAGGCGGAGCUGGCACGCCUGCGACUGGACCAGCUGCGACAGCACGAGGCGCGCAUUCGCAGGUAA
Messenger RNA from Symbiodinium natans, 174 nucleotides. NCBI's taxonomy places the organism in Eukaryota, Dinophyceae, Suessiales, Symbiodiniaceae. The record is from the annotation of a GenBank genome assembly.